CGUAUCGAAUCKAUUCGUUUGUAUCGGUUGUAUUUUAACAUCGAUUUAAGCCGUUUUAACACAUUUUUUACUAAUUUUGGAGUAAUAGUGCCGAACGUCCGCAAUGGCCGAAGACCUGGACGUCGAGGCUAUGCUCGAAGCCCCGUUUAGAAAAGAUACGUGUGAGGUAUAUUUCGGGCUAACGACGCCUUCACGUAAACAACUCAGGUACUGAUUAUCCUAGUUUUAAGUCAUUGAUUACAGUUAGGGUGUUAAAUUUAAUGUAGGCCGGUCCUGUUGGCUAAAUAAUUGGAGGCCCCGUGAGCAGGGCAGUGCAUUUAUAUAUAUUUUUUUGUUAGUUUCUGCUCAGAUUGCAGUGUUACACCACCAGAGGCGCUGCACUUUGUAAAGGCGCGAAUUUUGAGUUAUUUAGCCAAUAGUUGCAAAUUUGUGAGAUUAGCUUGACGUGGUUCAUAUAAUUAUGAUGGUUUUUGUAUGUCGUGUUGCUGAUCGGUAAUUUCUCGCUAUAGGGCUGCUGAAAUGGACUUCCCGCAAUCACCGUCCUGACAACUACCAAUCAUCCGAUUGGUAAACGCCUCAUUUUAGUAUGACACAAAGGUGGACUUGUUGGAAUGUAAAAAAAAGUAUUGAUCUGGAUCAAGUUUUUCCGCCACGUUCCUUUGUUAAGUCUACACGACGGUAAGUCUAGUUCCGGCUAGACGACUGUUAAGUUUCAGCUCCGACAAUAAAAUGGCCACCAAACCCUUUGUUUUAGAUCUAUAGGCUUAUGAACUACUUAAGUAAUUCCUAUAAUCUAUUUUGACAAUUUUUACAAAUCUAACUGUUAUAAAUUGUAAAAAGAGUCAAAAUGGACCAAUAUUUUUUGUAAAACGUUAUUUAUAAAAAUGUAUGUUUUUCAAACAACUGGAAGAAGUCAAUGGCAAAAUCAAGGAAAAUGGAGAUUCACGGAAACACAGAAGCUCAGACAAAAAACGUCGCAGUUCAAGCAGGACCCGUCGCAGCCAAAGUCGGUCACGUGACAGACGUCGAAGUGGCGACAAGGAUCGGAAGAGGAGUAGGAGUCGUGAUCGUGUUCGAUCAAAAGAUCGUCCCGCUCGAGACCGCCGAUCACGAUCUAGAGAUCGGCGCUCACGUUCCAAAGACCGAAGAUCGCGCUCCAAAGAUAAAAGAAGUCGAUCGAGAGACAGAAGAGAUCGUCGGGGUCGAAGAAGUCGUAGUCGGGACCGCAGGCGAUCGCCUUCACCAGUCGCUAAACCUUUUGGUCGACGAAACCGAUCGCCGUUGGGUCUUCGGUCGAACUCGCCGGUUGAAGAACUCAGUCCUGAGGAAAGGGACGCCAGAACGGUUUUUGUUAUGCAGUUAUCACAAAGGAUACGCGCGAGAGAUUUAGAAGAGUUCUUCAGUUCGGUUGGAAAAGUUCGGGAUGUGCGGUUGAUUGUUUGUAAUAAGACUAGGAGGUUCAAAGGGAUUGCUUAUAUCGAGUUUAAGGAUCCGGAAAGUGUCACUUUGGCGUUAGGAUUGUCGGGUCAAAAAUUACUAGGUGUUCCAAUUAUUGUUCAGCAUACGCAAGCUGAGAAAAAUCGAAUGGGCAAUUCAAUGCCUAAUUUGAUGCCCAAAAAUAUGACAGGACCGAUGCGGUUAUACGUAGGGUCGCUACAUUUCAAUAUAACUGAAGAUAUGCUAAGGAGCAUAUUUGAGCCCUUUGGUAAAAUAGACAAUAUUCAGUUAAUUAUGGACCCAGAAACGGGGCGAUCAAAGGGUUACGGGUUUAUAGCGUUUCGCAAUUGCGAAGAUGCAAAGAAAGCUUUGGAACAAUUGAACGGGUUUGAAUUAGCAGGUAGACCUAUGAAAGUCGGAAAUGUUACAGAACGAUUAGAUUUGCAACAGCAAGGUCCUUCAAUACUCGAUUCUGAUGAGUUGGAUCGUUCGGGUAUAGAUUUAGGUGCAACGGGACGUUUGCAAUUGAUGUUUAAAUUGGCCGAGGGGGCUGGAAUGCAAGUACCACAAGCUGCAGCAAACGCUCUGAGUAUAGCUACUGGACAGCCAGUGGUACCACAAGUCCAAACGAAUUCAACGCCACCUAUUGCUACGCAAUGUUUUAUGUUGAGUAAUAUGUUUGAUCCGGCAACGGAGUCAACUCAGACUUGGGAUGUUGAGAUUAGAGAUGAUGUUAUAGAAGAGUGUAACAAACACGGUGGUGUGCUACACGUCUAUGUAGAUAAAGGGUCGCCGCAAGGAAAUGUUUAUGUUAAGUGCCCGUCUAUAGCCACGGCAGUGGCGUCAGUCAACUCGUUACAUGGACGUUGGUUUGCGGGACGGGUUAUCACAGCGGCGUAUGUGCCCCUAUUGAACUAUCAUUCUUUGUUUCCUGAUGCUAUGAAUGCAACGCAAUUGCUAUUGCCAUCCAGUAGAAAAUAAUUAUGUAUUUUUUAUUGUGUUGUAUCAUUAUUUGUAAUAAAAUUGCAUUGUGUAUGUAGACAUUUUGUAACCAUCACAACAAAGUGACUUAGGAUUAGGGAGAAAGGGUUAUUUUAAGUCAGACUUGAGAAUGAUUGUAUAGGUUAUUACGAUUUAUUUGUAAGAGAACGUGAGAAAUAAAAAGUGACUUGUUUAA
This is a messenger RNA of Tribolium madens (black flour beetle), 2614 nucleotides long. RefSeq names its product RNA-binding protein 39 (gene Caper). Bases 889 to 2418 code for a protein of 509 amino acids. Gene Ontology annotation, cellular component: nucleus. The transcript has 8 exons. Gene Ontology annotation, biological process: mRNA processing. Lineage: Eukaryota; Metazoa; Arthropoda; Insecta; Coleoptera; Tenebrionidae. The record is from RefSeq and is a predicted model, not a curated record. Gene Ontology annotation, molecular function: RNA binding.